AAGAAAGAGGAAAUUAGCUUUUUUUUAUACGAGUAAUUCAUUAUUUCGGGAAUAUCCUCGAGGGAAAGGUUCAAAUCUUACACGAGGAUUAAAUUAAAUUAUGAUAGAAUAAUUAGUCAGUCCACAUCACAAUUAUUUUAGUCUCAUUGAUAUCCCUUGGUAUCUCCGUACUAAGGUUAUGGUUUGCAUUUUGUGAACAACUCUACAAUUUUUUUUUUUUUUUGGUUUGUAAAUCCAACAACUCACCUCUUUAAUCCAAAAAAAACGGAAAAAAAAAAAAGAAAAAAAAAAAGAGAAGGGUUGAUGGCAGUGGAAGAGAUAGAUAUAGUGAUUGUUGGUGGUGGAAUUGGUGGUUUAGCUACUGCUCUUGCUCUCCACAGGAAAGGUAUUAAGAGUGUGGUGUUAGAGAGGUCAGAUACAUUGCGAGCGACAGGAGCUGCUAUUGGUGUUUUGCCUAAUGGCUGGCGUGCCCUCCACCAGCUUGGUGUUGACUCCAGUCUUCGAUCAACUGCUAUUGCACUUCAUAAUGCAGUUGAUCUUCAGGCUGAGACUGGUGUGGAACGAAGGUUUCUUUUGUGUGAAGGGGAGGCUCGUUGUAUAAGAAGAAGUGAUCUCAUUGAAGCCUUAGCAAAUGCGCUACCACAAGAGACUAUACGUUUUGGCUGCCAAGUAGUAUCUAUAAAUGUUGAAAGAUCAUGUUCGGAUGCAGUUCUUCAACUCCUUGACGGGAGCUUAAUCAGGGCUAAGGUGUUAAUUGGCUGUGAUGGAGCAAACUCAGUCAUUGCUAAUUACAUUGGCUUAAAGCCUUCUCGUCGUUACUCCACAUGUUCAGUCAGAGGCCUGGCUCGAUAUCCAAAUGGUCAUGGAUAUGCUCCUGAGUUCUUGAGGGUAAGAACAAAAAAGCAUUUAGUUGGAAGAGUUCCAAUUGAUGAUAAGACAGUAUACUGGUAUGUUUCGCUGCGCUGGGUACAAGAAGAUGCUGAUAUGCCAAAGGAUCCUGCUUCCAUCAAACAAUUGACAUUGAGCAUGACAGCGGGUUUACCUAAGGAUAUCGUGGAGAUGAUAGAGAACACUGACUUAAGCACUUUUUCAGCCACACGACUGAGAUAUCGAGCCCCAUGGGAUUUACUUUCAGGAAACUUUCGCAAAGAAACUGUAACAGUAGCUGGAGAUGCUUGGCAUGUUAUGGGUCCUUUCCUUGGGCAGGGUGGGUCUGCAGCUUUGGAAGAUGCAGUUGUUCUUGCUAGAUGUUUAUCAAAGAAGAUACGCAUUGCUGAUGUGAACGAGAGCAUUAUGCAUUUGUCAGCACAGAAGGCUAUGGAAGCUCUGGAUGACUAUUUGAAGGAGAGGAGGCAGCGAGUAGUACUCUUAUCCAUCCAAACUUACCUCACAGGUUUAUUGGCAGUCGAGAAACCCUAUUUUCUGUUGAAAUUCCUGUGCAUCAUACUCCUGUUUGUUUUUUUCCGAGAUCUGCAAAAACCCCAAAAAUAUGACUGCGGUGAACUCUAAGACCUUUCUGAUGCUGCCACUGAAGUAGUUUCUAUAUAUCUGGGUUGGAUAUUUCACUUUUACUCAUCCUCAUCCUCAAACAAGUAACAAUUAAUAAUAUAAGAUGAUGAGCAUUAGCACCAACUUUUUUGGUGCAAUGUGAAAUCCUCUUAUGAUUGUAUUCUGAAAGAGUUUUAUGUACUGUAUCAUGUCAUCGAACUUAGUCUAAUCUGAUGAUCUGAUCGAUGUACUACAGUCAAAGGUAAGGCAUGUAUAUGCAACUCUUCUAAAUUAUCUUCUUGCUUC
Messenger RNA from Chenopodium quinoa (quinoa), 1794 nucleotides. Its product is annotated as FAD-dependent urate hydroxylase-like. Gene Ontology annotation, molecular function: FAD binding. Lineage: Eukaryota; Viridiplantae; Streptophyta; Magnoliopsida; Caryophyllales; Amaranthaceae. The record is from RefSeq and is a predicted model, not a curated record. The transcript is spliced from 6 exons. The coding region runs from base 304 to 1509 and encodes 401 amino acids.